AUGAUUAACUCUUAUGGUCUCAGUGGAAUGGAUAUGCAAACUCUUGAACUGUUCGCUCGAAUGCCAAAACAGAUCAUUCAUGAAGUGACUUAUAUUUGCAUACUAAACGCAUGUUCACACUCUGGUCUUGUUGAUGAAGCUCGCUCUAUCUUUCAAAACAUCCAAAUGAAAACACCGAAAGUGUGGACAUCUAUGGUUGAUUGCCUUGCUCGUGCAUCUUUGUUCGAUGAAGCACAGGCGUUGAUCGAUGGAUUCGAACGUUCGCAUACACCCGUCGUAGAUAUGCACAUGGCGUUGUUAUCGGGUGCAAGAAAUGACAAAAAUGCUCAGCUAGCACAGAAUAUCUGUGAUCGACUGAAGAGAUUGUUUCCAUCCACGAAAGAUUCCUUGACAGCAGCUGAAGUUCUUCUUGCAAACACUUACGCAUCGUCUGGUGACAUUGGGAAGGCAUCAGAUAUUCGAAUUCAACUCACCAAAUCCGGAGCAAAGAAGAAGAUCGGGACAUCAACGACUGUAGUUGAUGGAGAAAUUUAUGAAUUUCGUGCUCAUGAUAGAUCUCAUCCGCGAUCAGACGAAAUUUAUCGUGAAGUGCAGAAAAUGUCAGAAGAAUUAAUCGCACAUGACCAUGAGUACGAUUCCAGUUGGAUAACGCGAACGAUGGGUGAAGACGAAAGUGUCGAAUCGGUUCUCUGUGGUCAUAGUGAGCGACUUGCGAUGGCAUGGAAUUUCGUGACUAAUCCUCACGCGAAAAGAAUUCAAAUCACGAAGAACUUGAGAGUGUGUGGCGAUUGUCGUACAGCGAUUCGUCAAUGUGAAAUAAUUGUUCGAGAUGCGAAUCGAAUUCAUCACUUUCACAAAAAUGGUCAAUGUUCGUGUAACGAUUAUUUCUGA
Adineta ricciae is the source of this 891-nucleotide messenger RNA. Lineage: Eukaryota; Metazoa; Rotifera; Eurotatoria; Adinetida; Adinetidae. The record is from the annotation of a GenBank genome assembly.